Lasiosphaeria miniovina is the source of this 1577-nucleotide messenger RNA. RefSeq lists its product as uncharacterized. The transcript has a single exon. The record is from RefSeq and is a predicted model, not a curated record. The coding region runs from base 399 to 1442 and encodes 347 amino acids. Lineage: Eukaryota; Fungi; Ascomycota; Sordariomycetes; Sordariales; Lasiosphaeriaceae.
CCCACACAAGCCAACCAUAGGCUGGACGGCUAGCCGUCUCUUCUCCCACUUGCCACCUAUUAUGCCGAGCUUGGGGCCUGGGCGUCAGACAGAAGUUCCACGACUGCGCAGAGCCCUCACCGGACUGAAACUCGCUGACAAACUCGCGCGAUACAAAGGAACUACCCAAGAUAGUCAUAUCGGGCCUCAAAGUCGCGGGAAUCGUCCUCGGAUCUCUACCGCUCGUCAUUUCGGCACUCGAGAACUAUAGCCAAGGUCUCUCGGCAUUGCAGCGGUAGCGGAAAUACCAGCGCGAGCUGCAGAAUCUCAUCCGAAAUCUCCAGACGGAACGCAUCAAACUCCAGAAUGUUUGCGAGAAGCUGCUCGUUGGGCUGGUGCCACCCUCCAGGAUUGAAGACAUGAUAGAAAACCCGUUCGGCGACCCAUGGCGCGAAGAGACGGACCGUAAGAUCAGGAUCCGGCUCUGGGUGUCCUUUGCCGUUUUCGAGGCCACCAUUGGAGAGAUGAGGACCGCUAUCGACGAGAUGAAGAGGAGAAUCGACGGUCAGCGCGAUGGAAAGGUAUCGGAGCUCAGCCGCGGCGUCUUUACGCUCAGGAGGUCUACCUACGAGGACCUUCUCAAGACCAUCAGAGACAACAUGUCCAACCUCGAGAAUCUCACCGACAGGAAUAUUGAGCUCGAACCAACUCGGCGAGUGCGUUCCCAGGGAAAGCUCCUAAAAAUUCUGCGGGACAUGUCAGACAGCUUCUACAGGGCUCUGCGGUCGAGCUUUAACUGCAGCUGUGAACAUGACAUUGGCUUGAGUCUCGAGAGGCGAUCCGCCGAUAUUACGCCCCUAGAUGAUGACGACACAGUUGCCAAAAAGAUCGCAUUGCAGAUUGCCGUCUCAUACAAGAUGUACGACGUGUUCAAGGCUCCCAGCACGGAAACCAACACCACCAGCAAGCACAUGGUCCGCCGUCUCCCUGCGCAACAUCAUCGAGCACAAGGACCGCCACCCUCCGCUAACCUACCGCGACCGCCUCCGCCUCACCGUCGUCGUCUCCUCCAGCGUGCUGCAGCUACACGACACGCCGUGGCUCCCCGAGACGCUCACCAGCCGCCACAUCUUCUUCCUCAAGAAGCACGACUUACCCCUAUACGGCCACCCGAUCCUGAUCAGCCACCUGCCAGACAGCGCCGCGCUUCCCCCACCACCGCCGCCAUCAGCGAACACCAUCCCAAUAGAGCGCAACCCGACACUACUAGCCCUGGGCUACCUGCUAAUCGAACUAGCACUAGGCACGACGCUCGACGCGCUGCACGCGGGGCUGAGCCUGUCGGCAGUGUCGGCGGCGUCGGGGCCCAUGGCCGAUUACAUUGCCGCGCAGACGGCGCUGGACCGCGUGCGCAUGGCGAGCUCGAGCUACGAGGCGACCGUCGCGCGCUGCAUGGACGGUGACUUGCACCGGCGCGGCACCGGCAGCGGCAGCCGUGGUCUCGACGACGAGGACGUGUGUCAGGGCGUGUACUUGGGUGUCGUGGCGCUGCUGGAGAGGGACUUGGAGAUGGCGUGAUGUAUGUUGUUAGAUUAGAC